Mauremys reevesii (Reeves's turtle) is the source of this 4790-nucleotide messenger RNA. It is a transcript of the gene PEX26, whose product is annotated as peroxisomal biogenesis factor 26. Gene Ontology annotation, molecular function: ATPase binding; protein-containing complex binding. Lineage: Eukaryota; Metazoa; Chordata; Testudines; Geoemydidae. The record is from RefSeq and is a predicted model, not a curated record. Gene Ontology annotation, cellular component: peroxisome; peroxisomal membrane. The transcript has 5 exons. Gene Ontology annotation, biological process: protein import into peroxisome membrane; protein import into peroxisome matrix. The coding region runs from base 483 to 1406 and encodes 307 amino acids.
CAAACAAACUACAAUUCCCAUCGUCCCCUGCACAGGGUUUGAGCGCAGCGAGGCGUGCGGGGAGGCGGGGAAGAUUGCCCUGCCCCAGGCUUUUCGGAAACGCCGCGACGAGGGGCUCCCCCGCUGCGGAUCUGGGGGGCCGGGCUGCGAGGGCUGCCUUUGCACGCUGCGCCUGCUGGAGCCAGCGGGCAUAAGCCGCAAGCCAGGACACAGCACCGAUCGCAGGCGCAGAGCUUCAGCUCGGCCCCGCGCAGCGUGCGCUGGAAAAUCGCGCAGAGCCUCCCGCUGCCGCUGCGCUCCAUUGCCCGGUGCAUGGCCGGAGCGUGAACCCGCGUGUGGGAGGAUCCAGCCCGUGUGUGCACAGGGGGGCGCUCCGGGAGCUGCUGGGGCACAAGCAAGCGAUGGCUCCGAAGGCGAUCGGGGCCGGGAUUCGAAGCACGUAGCCAAGCCCAGAUGCUCAGAGCCGCCACUCCCCGAGCACCAUGAAGAACGACUUGCCCGUGUCCUUAGCUGGACUCAGCGGGCCGGCAGGUUUCCUCAGGAGCAGCGAGCCUCUGUCCUUGUCUCCCGUGCCAGCCCCAGCGACCUCUUUGUUGGAGGAGGCUGCGGAUUUGCUGGUGGUGCACCUGGACUUUGCUGCUGCUCUGGACAGGUGUGAGCGGGGCUGCGAAAGCCUUGCCUCGGACCCUGACUGUGAAAGCUCUGCGGAAGUGAAGUGCUCCCUGUGCAUUGUGGGGAUCCAGGCCCUGGCAGAGAUGAACCGGUGGAGAGAAGUUCUGCCUUGGGUCCUACAGUAUUACCAGGUCCCUGAACGUCUGCCUCCAAAAAUUCUGGAACUGUGCAUCCUUUUGUACAGCACAGUGAAGGAGCCCCAUGUGAUGUUGGAAGUUGACAGUUAUUGGCUGAGAGAUCUAAGCAAUCAGAGCCUGCCUUCCUAUGGCACCUUGAUGGAGUUGCAUCUGUUGCAUGUGUUGCUUCCCCUUGGACAAUUUGUGGAGGCAGAGGAGCUGGUACAGGGCUGUGACGCUUUCAACAAAGCGCAACAACUUGAGGCCUUGAGGACCAUUAACGAGAGGAGGUGUCAAUGGGUGCAACAGGAAGAGACACAGUCAGCCCCUGAAGAGCAACCAGCCACAGCGAGGGAGACGCUGUUAGGCUCUGUGUCCCGAAAGUUAUUGACCAUAUUAACAGUGCUGCGUAGAGCACUGGGAUCCAUGUCAAGCCACUUCUGUUCCAGCCCUUACAAAAAGAUGCUCUUGGCUGCUCUCAUAGUAUGCCUUGUGGUGGUGAGACUAGACCCGGCUGCUCCCACAUCCCUGCCCUUCCUUUACAGGCUGGUCCAGCUCUGCCAUCAGGCAUGGAUGGCUGUAUUUUCUCCGCUCUACAGGCCUCCAGUUCAAGACUAAGUGGCUUUACGAUGUGCUGCAAAUCUUUUGUCUCUGUUGCUGUGCAAGUGGCAGUUUGUCUUGAGGAUUUUAAUCAGGCUCUACAAGGGCUCCUGAGACCAAUGUACUAAUUCAAAUGACCACACGUGGGCUCCCAUGCAGUGACAUCUUCCUCUCUUGCCAGACUAAGUACCUGGCCUAGUGCUGUCUGGAUUUUGAAACUGCCUCUGCUACUUGUCUCCCUGCUAUGGAGCUCUGCAGCACAGUACUAACCCUGGAGGAAUGUGCACGUACAGAGCUUUAGCCCUCCUCCUCUAACCCACGUCUUAUUUAGAUGUCCCCUGACAGUGGUUGCUUGUGGUGUGGGUCCCAAGUGAGAGUCUGUAGCCAAUGGCAAAGAACAAUGACAGGCAUUCUGAGAGACUGCUCCAUCCUUGCAAAUGUUUUUGAAGUUGUCCAAGAAGUGGGAGUGGAAUUUCAGAGGGUAUGGUUAUGAAAGAUCUCAGAGUACCAGGUCUACACUGAACCCUAGGAGCCAAAAAACUGUCCUGCCUUGGAACCCUUUAAAUGCCCAGUUUCUGCAGCAUGAGAUUUACGCCAAAUAUGUGGAACACUGUAAAAUAUUGCAGACUGAAAUUGGAGCCCAUUCUGUUCUGAGGGCCGGAGUUUCUCUUGUGACCCUGAUGUGUCUUGGCAUAGUCGUUCUCACUUUGGAUUUAACAGUCGUGGCUAAGCAAGCAUAUCAAGGUGAUGGGACGCAUUAUAAAGAUGGAUCCGUCAGCCCAUUCUGUCCCCUGUCUGCAUCCAGCACAAGCAAUUAUAGACCUUUCUGUCUUUCGGAAGAUCAUGAAUACUAAAUAUUUGACACUGGAUAAGUUAAAAUAGGGGACAGCAGAGAAAUGGAGAUGGUGAGAGGCAAGAGCCAACAGCGUUGCUCUUGUUAAUCUUAAUAUGCUUCAUAUUUAUUAGAGUCUGACCUGCCCCAUUACUUGAAUUGUCAUGUAGUUUCACUGCAUACUUUGUCUCUGUAUCUUCCGUUGACAUGCUUUCUAUUUACAUAUUUAGAUUUAAAUAUACAAGACUCCUAGCCAAUGCCUAGAUCUCCCAACAAGUAUUUAGAAUCACAAUCCACAGAGUAAUCAUCCAGCAGCAAAACUGCACUCUUUCAUACCAAGAGUAAAUUAACAGGCCUCAAAAUACAUUUCCCCCUCUAUUCAAAACCCUAGACCCCAGUCCUCCUCAAAAGCUCUAGCACAUAGUGUUCUGAUGGUCAAUAGAUCAAAGCUACUUCAGACUAGUGGUUGGGGGAGCGACUUCCAGAGUCAAAGGGCCCUCCUGGAUAACACUUUGCCAGCAGUUCCUGCCCCCAUACCAAGUUGGCUUCACAGCUCAAGUGCCUCAGCUGGUUGUAGCUUUAACAGUAUAAAACAGGGAGAUAAGUAAUUAUUCAGGUAGACAAGACCCAAACCACACCCUGAACUCCCCAUCUCCCUGAUAACCAAGAGGCAUUUAGAGCAGAUCCUUGUGCAAUGUCCUAUAAAUGAGUCCUCUACAAAACAUCCCACAUGGUCUUCUGCCUUUGCAGGAACCAUACAGUGCUGUGGGAGCUAUUUCUAAUUCUUCAAAAAUGGCAGCAGCACAUAGGUAUCACAACAGCUGGCUGCAUGCACUACAAUGGUUUGUUAGCGGUUCCUCCUCUUAAGAGAGUCUGAGGUUCUGUCUUCACUGCUAAACACCACACCUGUUUUUCUGUGGCAUAACUAACAUGAACUAUCCUGUGAAAUCCUAGUGGAGACAAGGCUCUGUAGUUUUAUUGAGAGGUAAACCAGGCAAGGUCAAUGAUGCAGUGGGGGUUGGUAAUAUUAACAACUUUGCCUACCUCUCACUCAGAAGAAAGUACAGGAAGCUUGUUUCCACUAGGAUAUUACAGCGAGAUAACUAUUGUGCAUUUAUCUUUGCUGUGGAAAAACAUGUGUAGGCAUUGAAGACAAAGCCUUGAAGACCUUACACAUUUUGGAGCUUCAUAUUAUUUACAUGCAUCUGUAAUGCACCUAUCGCUAUCAUAUCUCCAUGAGCUCAGUCACAGAUUCAUCAUUUCAAAGACUUUCAGCAUAAAAUAAUCAUAUCAAGACUCUAAGGAGAAAGGCUCUGGGCUUAUCUACGUGGUGUGGCAAUGGGGCUGUGAUUUCUAAAAUGCACUAGCUUGCACAUUAAUUGGUCUGUGUAUUCCCUUCUGGUAUGCACUAAAAGUUCCCUACCAUGCUUUAACCUAGUUCUGUUUCCAAUAGUACUACGUUAAAGUGCACCAAGGAACUUCUGGUACACACCAGCAGGGUCUACAUGGCCUGAUAAGUGUGCAAUAUGUUAGUGAACUUUAGAAAUCACACCCCUGUAGAGUGCACUGCCAUACAACUUAGACAAGUCCUCUCUCUAACUCUUCUAAGAAUGACUAGUUUGUACUUCCCAGUCUCAUUGCAGGAUCUAGCUAGGUACAUACCUGUAUGAUCUAGUUACAGUGGUAUCUGAGGGUGUCAAAUUCUGCUUACUAAUCAUGUAUUCAGUCUUUCCGCCAUUAACUAGGUGGCAGUUCACAUUUCCUCUGGCUCAUUGUUGCAAAUUUCUGUUUGUAGCCAUGCUUGUGAUAUUGAGAUUGUGUUCUGUGAGGAGCAUGCAUGAUGCUCUCGAUUUCUGCUUAGAGGUUGCUUGAUAAUGUCUUAACUGUUCAUUUCCAUGGAUCUUUUUAAACUGUGUGAGCAAUGUAUAGAUUAGCCACCUCAAACUUCUCCUAGUACCGGUACUUUGUUUUUUAAUUUGAAUGUUUUUCAUUGUGUUUAGCACAUAAUGAGACAAAGGAUGGUGGAAACAGAAAAAUAUCACUUACGCAAUUCUAAUGGUUUUAUUCAUUUAAUUUUAAAUACUUAAUUUUCAGAAUAAAAAUUACUACUUAUGUAGUCUCUUAUAUUGUGAUGCUCAAUCGGGCUGGUCACAAAACAGUCUUUCAUAACACUGGCAUAUAUUAUUAAAAAUAUUUACAUUUAGUGCAUUGAAUUCUUUGGAAAUAUGUUUCACUGCAAACAGCGGCCCUGAUUCUGCAAACAUAUGCUUUAAUUAGGUGACUAGUACCAUUCAGUUCUAUGGGACUAAUUACCCAAUUAAGUCUACUCAUAAGCUGUGACCCUGCAAACACUAAUGCAUGUAUUUUCAUAUAAUGGAUCAGAGUAUUGAAUAUUUUUUUGCAUAUCUUCCCAGAUGCUUUCAAUUAAAGAUGCAACAUAUAUUGUUCAUAUGUUAAACUUUUUAAUAUGAAGCAGUAUUUGUCUAUUCAUGAUUUAUAUAUGUUUGUAUAUACUUAAAUGACCAAGAAUUUACAGAAACAUGCAACAAGGAGUAAAGUAUUCAAUAACU